UCCACAAACACUUCCAGUACAAAAUUUAUAUUGCGGUUCGGUGCUUAUGAUUUGUUUAUUAGAGAUUCAAUUAGCAUAAGGGAAAGAGUGGGUAACAUGUAAAUUAGGUGUAUGGCUAAUGUUCGUUAUUUAUUCGGAUGCUGCAGGAGUAGAACGAACGAGCGUAUGUAUACACAUAAUAAAUUCCACAUGUGUGAUCCGGCACCUAUAUAAGAAUUCUAUUCUCAUCCCUAUCAGAGAUGAAUCUUCAGUGGUGGCUCAAAUCUCAACUAAUUCAGAUGCACGUGUUAGCCCGCAUGAUUAAAGGAAGUCGCGUAUUGAAUAAUUUGUACUUACUCUCUAUACCAUUAAUGCAAUUAAUGAGAGCGGCCGAGUAAAUGACAACAGGAAGCGAUUUCGGUUCAAUUACUAUUUUACGGAACGUGAUUUAAUUUAAAAAAAACUUUGUGCGACAUGUAACUUUUUAAUGAAAUUGACAAUGAACAGCUUUGAGCUUUGUUUAAACGAAGUGUUGUUUGUUUAUGAUGAAAAUUGUUUUAAUAUAAUUAUUACGAACAUGGGCAACGGUGUUCAAAUUACAUUAAACUUUUUCAAACUUUUUUGUAUACUUAUCGUGCUGCUGGUUAUUAGUCCGGCUUUAUCAGGGUAUACGUGGAAUAAAACAAGUACCAAAGCCACAAAUCACCGCAUCCCAACGCCCGAGUUUGACGAUCUACUGAUUAGGGAAAUACAAGCGAAAACAGGCCAGACUGUACUUCUACCUUGUACGGUUCGAAAUUUAGGAGAUAAAGUGGUCUCCUGGAUCCGCACGAAGGACUUACACAUUUUAACAUCUGGGGAGCUCACUUUCUCUGCCGACAAUCGAUUCGAGUCAGUUUCGUCAAUUCAAACAAAUUUUUGGGGAUUAAGGGUGCGUGGAGUGCGAUUGGCUGAUAGCGGCAGAUAUGAAUGCCAAGUAAACACGGAUCCCAAAAUGAGUCUCGCAAUUAAUUUAACCGUGUCAGAUACACUCAAGAUACAGGAUAACUUCCACUUUACUAAUAAAUGGAUCUAUACGGCAAGUAUAAAGGGACCUCCGGAAGUUUACGCAAGGGUCGGUACUCCUAUAACAUUUACUUGCGAAAUAUCAGCAUCAUCGCCUUCUUGGAGGACACCUGUGUCUCAAUCUGGUUCGCAACCCCACAUACAUUGGUUUCACGAGGGGAGGCAGUUAUCUUUCGAUUCCGGACGGGGAGGGAUUUCCGUCGAAACGGACUAUAGGGACCUUAAUAGCGUUAGUAGAUUAAGAGUUGCUGAGGUUUCACCACAAGACAGUGGAACGUAUACUUGCACGCAAGCUUCCGCCAAGCCCGGAUCAGCUCGACUUGUAGUCGUAGAGGCUGAGCAUUCGGAGGCUAUGCAACGUGAUGCGCCCCAUUCUUCCACUAAUGGUUGGCACAACGAACUCAUAUUUAUAUUUUCCUUUAGUUGGACGUUUAUGUUUAUUAAUUUUCGUAAUUUAUUUUUCAUAUAGGUAGUUAGAAAGAAUUAUGUAUAUAAUAAAGUAUUUUUUCUACUUA
This is a messenger RNA of Photinus pyralis (common eastern firefly), 1559 nucleotides long. RefSeq lists its product as uncharacterized. The coding region runs from base 467 to 1513 and encodes 348 amino acids. The record is from RefSeq and is a predicted model, not a curated record. The transcript has 6 exons. Lineage: Eukaryota; Metazoa; Arthropoda; Insecta; Coleoptera; Lampyridae. Gene Ontology annotation, biological process: synapse organization. Gene Ontology annotation, cellular component: neuron projection membrane.